Dendronephthya gigantea is the source of this 1342-nucleotide messenger RNA. RefSeq names its product keratin-associated protein 5-4-like. The record is from RefSeq and is a predicted model, not a curated record. Bases 83 to 1342 code for a protein of 419 amino acids. NCBI's taxonomy places the organism in Eukaryota, Metazoa, Cnidaria, Anthozoa, Malacalcyonacea, Nephtheidae. The transcript is spliced from 2 exons.
AAUCAAAGGAAAGGUCUGCAGUGAGGAGAGUAUUUUAUUCCGUGAUAGAACUAAUAACUGGUAAAAGGACGUCAGACUCAAGAUGAGCACAACUUCGACGAUCGCCAAACGGCUUGCGUUCUUGUUCCUCGUUAUAUGGUUACUUGAUGGCAAUUCAUUUUAUGCGCAUGCCAGUUGCGACAAAUUCAGUUGUCCCAGAAGCAAUAACUGCAUUGGAAACAGAUGUGAUCCUGCAUGCUUUGAUAGAAAUGAGACCUGCCAUCAAAGUUGCCGCAACGAAGGCUGUUCGAUGGCAUGCCACUCUGCCGUGGAGAAAUGCGAACAACGCGGUUAUUAUGGAGAAAUGUCCUGCGAAGCAAGCAACAAGUGUGAUCAGGAAUGCACAGACGGAGAAUGUUCAUCAUCUUGCAACAAUACUAAGGAGUGCGAACAAGAAUGUAAAGACGGAUCAUGUUCAUUGUCUUGCGAUAAUAAUAGUAAGUACUGUGCUCAGAUAUGUGACGUCGCAAGCUGCACCGCAAAAUGUAAUGAUGGUGUGAAACACUGCUUGCAAAGGUGCUCCGACGGUAAAACCUGCCAGCAAACAUGUAAUGCCAACGAGACGUGCCAACAAGAAUGCAGGAAAGGAUCUGGAGAUUGCUCAUUGUCCUGCGAUACAAAAUUCUGCAAGCAAGAUUGUUACAAAGAAGACUGCCAAGCGACAUGUAAUACUGGAAGCGAAGCCAACGGGGCGUGCCGACAGAAAUGCCAUGAAGGAAAGUGUUCAUUAUCUUGCAACACGAGAGACUGUAAGCAAGAAUGCUACGAAGGAAAAGAGUGCCAUGCAACGUGUAAUACUGGAAACGGAGCCAACGAGACGUGCCGACAGAAAUGCCAUGAAGGAACGUGUUCAUUAUCUUGCAACUCGAGAGACUGUGAGCAAGAAUGCUACAAAGGAAAAGACUGCCAAGCUACGUGUAAGACUGGAAGCGGAGCCAACGAGACGUGCCAACAGAAAUGCUAUAAAGGAAAGUGUUCAUUAUCUUGCAACUCGAGAGAGUGUCAGCAAGAAUGUUACAAGGGACAAGGCUGUCAGCUGACGUGCAAUUCCAAGAAAUGUAAUCAAGUUUGUGAAUACGAAGGUUGUACAGCAACAUGCGGCUCUAAUGUCGAAGAAUGCACGCAGGACUGUAAGAACGGAGGAAAGUGCGUGUCAUACUGCAACGCGAAAAAAUGUAUUAAAAAAGGCAGCCAAUGGAUCCUAGGAUCCAAUGGUUCAAAGAGUAAAUACGGCUGUGUAGGAAAGCGGAAUACACACGGUAUCUCACUGAUUGCCUUGCUUGUUGUUUUUCAAGCUAUUUGA